This is a messenger RNA of Cloeon dipterum, 496 nucleotides long. RefSeq names its product zinc finger CCHC domain-containing protein 24-like. The record is from RefSeq and is a predicted model, not a curated record. Lineage: Eukaryota; Metazoa; Arthropoda; Insecta; Ephemeroptera; Baetidae. The transcript has 3 exons. Bases 130 to 414 code for a protein of 94 amino acids.
GUGCACAAAGUUGGUGCUUCACCGGAGUAAUUCUACUUUGACUCUCCGCGCAACUGUGCUCGUGUGCUCGCACCAGUCAGUUCUGUUUUCGAUAGUACGCCGUAACGACGCGAGUAUCCAGAUCCACAAAUGAGCUACCAGGGUUCAGGUAAAACUCCUUACCAAGGAGGCGGCAGGGUUUUCGGCGAGUUCCGAUGCACCAAAUGCAGCCGCAAGUGGAUGUCGGGCAACAGUUGGGCAAACAUGGGCCAAGAGUGUCAGUCGUGCAAGGUCAACGUUUACCCUUACAAACAGACGCCACUGGAGAAAACAACGAGCGACCAGGACAAAUGCGAUCUGCAGAAGGCGCAUCUCUCUAGCUUGUGCGAGAAGUGCAAGAUUUUGGGAUACAACUGCCGCUCCAACUACCAAUGAAAAAUUGUCAUGUUGCAAUUCCAAAUAUACAUAAUCUGUUUCCUUGGGUAAGAGGUGGAAAUAAAAAUGCCUGAAAAAUUUA